AUGUAUAGAUCUGUUAAAAGGCCUGAUGUCAUCAUUAAUGACCCUGAACGUUCUGGUAUAAGCGUGGAGCAAAGAGUGCCUAUGAUGAAUGAUUCCUAUGGUAGACCACUUUCCAAAGCAACUCUAGCAACAGCACAAGCUCUUGAAGAUGCCCGUUUUAACGGUCCAAAUGAUAUGACAUACAAUCUUCAGCAACCUAUGCAACAAGCUUCCUCAGCACCUCUUUCACCAGCCUCAUCCGUUGUUCCUGCUGUUAGCUCCGGUUAUAAUUCCAAUUAUUAUGAUCCUACUUAUCCACAAAAUGUUGAACUCAGAUAUCACAGAGGCUUAUGGGGUAGAUUGCAACGUAAGUUUGGUACUGAUAGAUACAGAGUUCCAUUUGUACAAACAGCCCCUUUGCAACCCGAAGUUGUUGUUCGUCCCGGAGGUUCUACAUACUAUAGAAGGUCAUUCCAAGAUCAAAGUGAUUUUGCUUGGGUUUGGGUUGUUUUGAUUCUUGUUGUUCUUUUACUUAUUGUUAGCCGGCGUUGA
Lizanozyma spartinae is the source of this 531-nucleotide messenger RNA. RefSeq lists its product as uncharacterized. The record is from RefSeq and is a predicted model, not a curated record. The transcript has a single exon. NCBI's taxonomy places the organism in Eukaryota, Fungi, Ascomycota, Pichiomycetes, Serinales, Debaryomycetaceae. Bases 1 to 531 code for a protein of 176 amino acids.